AUGAAUUCUUCCGAUUUAAAAGGAUGCACGCCGAUAUGGUGGGCUGCAAAGAAUGGAAAUACGGCUUCAUUCAAAGCACUACUUGCAGCGGAGAAUAUACGCCCGAAUUCUAUGAAUUCAGAUAGGGAGACACCAUUAAAUUGUGCAGUACGGAAUGAGCAUGAAGAAAUUGUGCAACUACUCCUUGCAACAGAUGAUGUUGAUCCUGAUUCUUUAAGCUCUGACGGACAGGCACCCUUACUCUUCGCAGCAAAACAUGGAAAUGAGGCUUUAGUUAAGCUUUUACUCUUCACAGGGAAAGUGAAUCCUGAACACCAGAAUUCGAAUAGAGAGACGCCGCUAUGGUGGGCUGCACGCAACGGGCACGAGGUAGUAGUCAAGCUGCUCCUUGCAGAAGGCGUUAAUCCUGAAUCUAGGAACUCUAUAGGAGAGACCCCACUGUUACGGGCAGCGAAGAACGGUCACGUCACAGUUAUCAAGCUUCUUCUUCAAAGAGGAAUCGAUCCUGAAUCUCAGGGUUCGGAUGAGACUCCAUUAAUAGUAGCAGCACACAAUGGACACGGGACGGUUGUUGAACUACUUCUUGCGACUAAGAGGGUAAAUCCUGAUUUUGUGGACUCUAGAGGAGAGACACCUCUUUGGUGGGAAGCACGGAACGGACAUGAAAGAGGAGUUAAGCUGCUCCUGGAAAUGGGAGUACAUCCAGAUUCUGGAAAUUCAGAUGGCCAAACUCCCUUGUCUUGUGCAGCAGAAUUUGGGCACAAGGCUGUGGUUAAGCUACUGCUUGCAGUGGUGCCAAUCCCAGCCACAAAGAUUCUAGUGAAGAAACUCCAAUUUCUUUGGCGAUGGGAAAUGGACAUGAGUCCUUGGUUCCGCUGUUGA
Molecule: messenger RNA, 882 nt
Organism: Penicillium taxi
Lineage: Eukaryota; Fungi; Ascomycota; Eurotiomycetes; Eurotiales; Aspergillaceae
Product: ankyrin repeat domain-containing protein
Exons: 1
Coding region: 1-882 (293 amino acids)
Molecular function (GO): protein binding
Source: RefSeq, a predicted model, not a curated record